AUGUUCUCCCUCUACUGUGAGCAAACGCUUUGGACCUUGGAGCCAAUUUUGAUGUUGUUAAAACUUCUAAUGGGUGGGAGUGGGGAUACCCCUUUUGCCUUAUUCACAGGACCUAUCCAUUUGUUUCCGUGCCACAAUUUUGUUCAGAAUAUCACUAACCUAGUCCCUGGAGUAGUCCUAAUGCUCUUUUUGGGCAUUCUUGGAGGACUCAAUGCAGAACUGCAAUAUAAGGUUGGAGUGUCUAUUGAUGGGCUCCAGUAUAGUUGGAUUUGGUUCUUGGAGAACUUCAAGGAAUCAAGUGAUCAUUCAAUGCGAUUGGUUUCUAUUUACUGCUGGAGGCUGUCAAGUACCCCAGUAACCAGUACCAUGGGAGAGGUGGCAAUAAUGCAUUCUGAGCCUCUGCAGUUUGAGUGCAAUGACAUCAAACAUAUGACUGAAAAUGAAGUGUAUGCUCCAGAGUCAAAUGCAGAGGACUUGCAUACAGAAGAAUCAAGUCAAUCUACAGACCACAAAAAUAUCAAUAACUUGCCAGAGAAGGGAUACAUGGAGUAUGGAUGUCAACAUUACCGGAGAAGAUGCCGAAUCAGGGCCCCCUGUUGCAAUGAGAUUUUUGAUUGCCGCCAUUGUCACAAUGAAGCAAAAAAUGAUAUCAACAUUGAUCAGAAGCAUAGACAUGACAUUCCCCGGCACCAAGUCAGGCAGGUGAUUUGUUCACUUUGUGGGACAGAACAAGAGGUUCAGCAAAACUGUAUAAAUUGUGGUGUUUGUAUGGGCAAGUACUUCUGUGGAACAUGCAAGCUUUUUGAUGAUGAUAUAUCUAAGCAGCAGUACCAUUGCAGUGCCUGUGGAAUUUGCAGAACUGGAGGAAGCGAAAAUUUCUUCCAUUGCAUCAAGUGUGGUUGUUGUUACUCGACUCUGCUGAAAAACAGUCACCCUUGUGUAGAAGGAGCGAUGCAUCAUGAUUGCCCUGUUUGUUUCGAGUAUUUGUUUGAAUCAAGAAAUGAUAUCACUGUUAUGCCAUGUGGGCAUACAAUCCAUAAGAGCUGCCUGAAUGAAAUGAGGGAACAUUUCCAGUAUGCUUGCCCUCUCUGCUCGAAGUCAGUCUGUGAUAUGUCAAAGGUCUGGGAGAAAUUUGAUCUAGAGAUUGCUGCUACACCAAUGCCUGAACCAUAUCAAAAUAAAAUGGUUUGGAUCCUUUGCAAUGACUGUGGUAAAACUAAUCACGUUCAGUUCCAUUUUGUGGCACAAAAGUGCCCGAACUGCAAGUCCUAUAAUACACGACAAACAUAA
Molecule: messenger RNA, 1290 nt
Organism: Sphenostylis stenocarpa
Lineage: Eukaryota; Viridiplantae; Streptophyta; Magnoliopsida; Fabales; Fabaceae
Source: the annotation of a GenBank genome assembly